AUGUGUCAAGAAGGAGACGAGAAGCUGGAGCUUUCGUCAACCCGGACGAAAUGUGCACACUCCCACUCCCCCAAGUUCCCAAUGGAAGUCGACAAGUACCUCCCGGUGCUUUCUCAGCGUGGCCUUCUACCUACUGCGAAAAGCGGGACUAGACGGCUUGUUCGACCAUCGACAGGGCUGCUUUGCUGCUUUGACUUGGCUGGUCAGUGGCCGCCCCUCCUGGACUCUCCUGGACUAACUCGAGAUGAUUGGCUUUUUCCUGUUGGCGGGACGAGCUUACUCAUGGACAAAGAGGUACAUGCGCAGAAUGUAGGUACCUUACUCUGCCUUGCGCUGCUUGUAUUUUCCAUGCUUUGGCAAUCCAAUCCCACUUUCACUUCCAGCACUUCCGUACGGAUUACGGAGACGUGGAGCUCCAUUGAGAGGACCAGACCCUCCUCCAGCCAGCUCCAAUUGGACGGCCUGUCAAGGAGGGGCACUUAUGACGAUGCUCUCUUCUGUCACCUCGCCUUUCCCGCGUUUCUCUGCCAUCCGCCAUUCUUGUUCAGAUUGACACCAAACACCACCUACGCCAACCAGGUAUACUUAGAACCGGCCCGCACGGCGGAGGGCGGCCCAGCAACGACCAUCAUGCCUGCUCCACGCCGGUGGUGUUUUAGUCAAGCAGCGCGCCAGCCUGACGAAGCCCGUCGUGCAAAAAGGCGCUUCUGGAUCCGUCCUGUUGUGGUCCGAUUCGGCGAUAGGCACCCGUUCCCAUUGGCCGCCGUGAGCAUGUCUCACACUCUGCGUGUUCCAGGGGAGGGAUUUGCGACUCCGGUAUUCAAACUCGAUGCGUCAGACCCUGACGUUUCGCAACCCACGGCCGCGGAGGAACACUCUGCGCUCGGUCUAACAGGCCGCGGGGGCUUUGCCUAA
Molecule: messenger RNA, 915 nt
Organism: Colletotrichum lupini
Lineage: Eukaryota; Fungi; Ascomycota; Sordariomycetes; Glomerellales; Glomerellaceae
Exons: 6
Coding region: 1-915 (304 amino acids)
Source: RefSeq, a predicted model, not a curated record